UAAGAAAUCUGUCUAGAAAUCAACUUUAAAUUUUUAUAUUUACUGCUUGAAAAUUAAAUUUUUAAGGAUUGAUAUAUUUAUUGAAUUUGUAGGCCUACUAGGCAACCAAGACAAAAAGAAACGUAAAAAAGUCAAAUGCGCUCCAGAAUUCAGGUCAAGCAUGUUACAGAAUUCAAGAAAUAUUUGGAAGAACAGAUGCAACGAAUAGAACCUGUCAUUCAGGAUAUGCAAAACGCAGUAGAAAAAAGCAAGUUUUGGAUUGAAGAUAAAAAUGACAACCCGCCUAUCACCUACAGCGAGCUAUGCCAGGAACUUGAUUCAGCGACCACGGCAAUGUUGGGUGCAGCGUUACACAUUAUAAGUGAAAAUAAAGAGACGUUAGAUGUCGAUGCCGCAACGCCAUUUUUCUAUCAGUCUACAUCACAAACUACAGAAACAGAAAACCGUGAGUGGACUGAAUCAACAAAUCAAGUUACUAAACAAACAGACGAAAUAUUAAGUCGACUUGAGCAGAUAGAGACAGCCAUAUCUUCUCUACUAGACGUCAGAGACAAGUCUACAGAUGACAUAUCAGAAAUAAAACAAUGGAGAGACAACUUUGUAACAAAACAGAGUGACAUGGGGGUAAACAUUGAACAACUGACUAAAAAACAAAAACAGAAUUUUAAAAACCUCAGAAAACAAAUGAGUGAACAAGAUAACAAAGUAAAGGAGCUGAACAAAGAAAUUGAAAGUUUAAAAGAAAAAGAAUCCAAGUCAAACAAAACACUAGAGAAACUGUCUCUAGAUAUAAAGGGAUAUGAAAACAACUUACUCAAAAUAAAUAAAGAUAUGCAAGAUCACGCAGAUAAAUCUGAUAUUAUAACACAAGAAAUUAAAAGACAUUCAGAUCAGAUGUCUACCCUACAAGAAGAAAGUUAUAAAAUCCAGCUUAACACAUCAACUCAAUUAGAAAAGCACAGUCUAAUGUACAAACUCCUGCAACAAAGAUUGAUGCCCAUUGACAAACUGAUUCAAAUCUUUAACAAAAACUUGGAAACAAGGGAAGAAAGAAUAACGAAGCUGGAAAAUAUUGAAGGUGCUAUUUCAAAAUUGUCCAAAGAUUUAAAUAUUAUAGAGUCACGUGUAUGUAACAGAUAUGCUUGUCAUGUGGAGUUUGAUGAUCCCACACCUGUCAGUACUGGAUCAAUUAUUUCAAGAUUUACUGAACUACGUGAAUAUAACGGUCAACAUUUUGAUCAAACAACAGGAAAAUUUAUAUCACCACAUGACGGUUUAUAUCUUGUCUGUGUGACUUUACAUGAAUGGGUAGAUAAACAGAUUAUAGUUGGUGUGUGGGCUGGAGACGUGAUGUGUACGACUAUAGAUGUGAAAUGUGCCAACACUAGCGCUGCUGGGUCAGUGGUUGUUGACAUGAAGAAAGGUCAAGAAAUUUACCUAAAAGUGUCUUGCGCUGAUCAAGGCGCAAUGUUAUCCAACUUUAGUAGUUUUACUAUCGUUAGUUUAUAG
Physella acuta is the source of this 1509-nucleotide messenger RNA. RefSeq lists its product as uncharacterized. The record is from RefSeq and is a predicted model, not a curated record. NCBI's taxonomy places the organism in Eukaryota, Metazoa, Mollusca, Gastropoda, Physidae. Gene Ontology annotation, molecular function: protein binding.